This is a messenger RNA of Colletotrichum paranaense, 1008 nucleotides long. RefSeq lists its product as uncharacterized. Gene Ontology annotation, molecular function: RNA binding. Gene Ontology annotation, cellular component: cytoplasm; nucleus. The coding region runs from base 1 to 1008 and encodes 335 amino acids. The transcript has 6 exons. Lineage: Eukaryota; Fungi; Ascomycota; Sordariomycetes; Glomerellales; Glomerellaceae. The record is from RefSeq and is a predicted model, not a curated record.
AUGUCGGUCGCAAGCAAGAACCUGUUCGAGCUCCUCGGCAACGAUGCCGAGGAUGACACUCCUCAGGCGCCCGUGAAGACGGUUGAGAAGAACUCUCUGCGCUCAACCAAGCGCGGCGUCGAGCCCGAGGCCCCUUCCCGUGCCCCCGCUGCCGGUGGUGCCCGUCGCAACAACGCCUCUGGCAACGAGGCUGACCUUGACCCGCUGACACGACUUCUCCCGCCCAUAGCCUUCCGUGACCGCGGUGCUGGUAGCGACCGCAACCGUGGCAAGACCACCGACGAGCCUGCUAGAGGCGGCCCUCGUGGCGGCUACGGUGCCCGUGCCCGUGGAGGCCGUGGUGGACGUUUCCCCCGUGAGCGUGAUGACCGCCAGUCUAAGGGUCUCGCCAGCGGCUCCGAGAAGCAGGCUGCCCAGUCUUGGGGCGCCACCGAGGGUGAGGCUGAGCGCAAGGACGAGGUUGCCGGCGAGGCCAUUGCCCAGGCUGAGGCUAAGGACGCUGAGGCCGAGGCCGCUGCUCCCCUCGAGCCCGAGGAGCCCGAGGAGAAGCAGGUCUCCUACACCGAGUACCUUGCCCAGCUUGCCGAGAAGAAGCUCGCCAUCGAGGGCAACAACAAGGUCCGCGAGGCCAACGAGGGCACCAAGCUCAAGAAGGAGUGGGCUUCCGCCAAGGAGGUCUCCCGCGAUGAGGAUGAGAACUUCAUGAUCGGCACCGGUGGCAAGACCAAGCGCGAGCGUGAGCGCAAGACCAAGCAGCUCUUGGAUAUCGACCAGCGUUACGUCGAGCCCGAGCGCUCUUCCCGCGGCGGUGCCGGCGGCCCCCGUGGUGGCCGUGGCGGUCCCCGUGGCGGUGCCCGCGGUGGUGACCGUGGUGACCGUGGCGGUCGCGGACGCGGCGAUGGUGCCCGCGGUGCCCCCCGUGGUGGUGCCCCCCGUGGCGGCCGUCCCCAGGGCGCGCAGAUCAACACUAAGGACGAGUCUGCGUUCCCCAGCCUCGGCGGCAAAUAA